Salvia miltiorrhiza (redroot sage) is the source of this 2249-nucleotide messenger RNA. RefSeq names its product integrin-linked protein kinase 1-like. NCBI's taxonomy places the organism in Eukaryota, Viridiplantae, Streptophyta, Magnoliopsida, Lamiales, Lamiaceae. The transcript has 12 exons. The record is from RefSeq and is a predicted model, not a curated record. The coding region runs from base 524 to 1888 and encodes 454 amino acids. Gene Ontology annotation, biological process: protein phosphorylation. Gene Ontology annotation, molecular function: protein binding; ATP binding; protein kinase activity.
AAACAAAAUCAACAUAUAUUUGCUAACCAUAAAUUCACAAUUUUCACCUUACAACCGAACAAACCCUAACAUCUCUUGGCCGAAAUGCAGCACUUUAUUUGUGAUUGCUUAAUUCUUAGAUUCUACGCAGUUACCAUAGACAAAUUUUUGUUAUCAUAAUCUGCGUAAGAACUCCGGUUUUCAACUUCUGCCUCUUUGAAAAUAUAAGGUUUAAUCACUGAAUUUGUAAAGCACCGUUGAUUCUCUCGCAUUAAAAACAAAAAAAAAAAGGCCAAAAUAAAAGAGAGGAAAGAAACGCAAUUAUUUCUAUCUCCAGAAAUAAUUUCUAUCUCCUUUCUUGAUUUUGAUCUUUACUGAUCACUUCAUAGUUUGUCCAUUAUUUCUAUCUCCAGUUUAUGGCGUUAAUUUUUUUCCGAAGCGUCCCGGAAUAUGCGAUUUCUUGCAUGAAAAAGAUGAAUUUGUGGAUUCCAGCAAAUGGAAAAAUCUGAUAUAUAAAAAGUAGGGUUUGUUGAGGGCAUGCAGAAUGGCUGCGAAACGCGCUCCUUUGAAGCAAUCGUCCAUGGCGCCCAAGGGGGAGACAGAUAAAAACAACGUAGGUGGCGACGCGAAUGACAUGGAUCCAGGUUUGAAGCUCAUGUAUAUGACCAACGAACGUGAUUUGGACGGCAUCAAGGAGCUUCUAGACUCCGGCACCGACGUCAAUUUCCGCGAUAUCGAUAACCGGACUGCCCUUCACGUCGCCGCAUGCCAAGGCUUUGCCGAUGUUGCCAACCUCUUGCUUCAAAAUGGAGCACAUGUCGACCUCAAAGAUCGCUGGGGUGGCACGCCUCUUGCAGAUGCCAUACACUACAAGAAUCAUGAUGUGAUCAAACUCUUGGAGACACACGGUGCAAAGCAAGUGUUGGCUCCCAUGCGGGUAGAAAAUGCUGGUCAGUUACCAGAUUAUGAGAUUGAUCCUAAAGAAAUUGAUUUUACAAACAGUGUGGAAAUAACCAAGGGAACAUUUAAGUUAGCUACUUGGGCUGGAACACAAGUUGCUGUGAAGGUAUUCUAUGAAGGGGCUGCUGAUGAGAAUAAAGUGAGGGCGUUUAGAGAUGAGCUUUCUUUGCUUUUGAGCAUACGACACCCAAAUGUCGUCCAGUUUCUUGGUGCCGUGACACAAAGUAGUCCGAUGAUGAUUGUGACCGAAUAUUUACCAAAGGGCGACCUUCACGAAUACUUAAAAGGAAAAGGUUCUCUAAAACCUGCAAAAGCUCUCAAAUUUGCUAUGGAUAUUGCCAGGGGAAUGAACUAUCUACAUGAACAUAGACCUGGAGCUAUUAUUCAUCGCGAUCUUGAACCUUCAAAUAUCUUGCGGGAUGAUUCUGGACACCUCAAAGUUGCAGAUUUUGGAAUUAGCAAGCUUCUUAAAGUUGCCAACAGGAUCAAAGAAGAGAGGCCUCUCACUUAUCAAGAUAGUACUUGUCGUUAUGUGGCUCCUGAGGUUUUCAGAAAUCAAGAUUACGAUACAAAAGUAGACGUAUUCUCAUUCGCCUUGAUUUUACAGGAGCUUAUUGAGGGAAGCCCUCCAUUCAGCACGAAGCAAGAACACGAAGUGCCAAAAUCUUAUGUUGCGAAAGAGCGCCCUCCUUUCAAGGCACCCAUGAAGCUGUACGCGCAUGGCCUUAAAGACUUGAUCGAAGAGUGCUGGAGUGAAAAUCCAGCUGAUAGGCCGACGUUUAGGCAGAUCAUUCCUCGGCUGGAGGGCAUCCAUAGCAGAUUUGAUCAUAGAAGCUGCUGGAAGCAGGUGAUACCACUGGAUUGUUUUCAGCAUUGGAGCUGGACCAAAUGCCGAUCCGGUUCCAGCAGCUCGACUGAUUCCAACAAAUCUCUAGGGAGCGACAUCUAGAUUCUUCUUCAUCAAGUCGUAAUUAUAUCUAUUCAUCUUUGUGUUUCUCAUCCAAUGCUUCAACACACAUGCAAUUUCAUGUCAUAAAGUUCGUGCAGGUUUGGAACAGAUUAUCUUUCAGCUCACCUCCUGCACCAGAUGAGUCUUUCAGGAGAUGGUUGUCUAAAAUAAUUUCACUCCAUUUAUUGAGAAUGUUGGUAAGAUCAUAUUUUUUGUGAUAGUUUCUGUUUCAUAUGUAUAUUCCUAGAUGGAAUCGUAGUUGAAAACGACCUAUCUGUAUCUGAUGUUUGUUUUCUUGGUGUAGUGGCUAUGAGUAGUGUGUAAAGAUGGAUAUUGAAUAGGAUAUCAGAUGUAUAUAUAA